ACAAAAACCCCAGGAUGGUACUGGGGAAGUAUGACUGUUAAUGAAGCCAAAGAGAAAUUAAAAGAGGCGCCAGAAGGAACUUUCUUGAUUAGAGAUAGUUCGCAUUCAGACUACCUACUAACAAUAUCUGUUAAAACGUCAGCUGGACCAACUAAUCUGCGAAUUGAGUACCAAGAUGGGAAAUUCAGAUUGGAUUCUAUCAUAUGUGUCAAGUCCAAGCUUAAGCAAUUUGACAGUGUGGUUCAUCUGAUUGACUACUAUGUUCAGAUGUGCAAGGAUAAGCGGUCGGGCCCAGAAGCCCCCCGGAAUGGGACUGUUCACCUCUAUCUGACCAAACCGCUCUAUACAUCUGCACCAUCUCUUCAGCAUCUCUGUCGACUCACCAUUAAUAAAUGUACCGGUACCGUCUGGGGACUGCCUUUACCAACAAGACUAAAAGAUUACUUGGAAGAAUAUAAAUUCCAGGUGUAAGUGUUUCUGUUUUUCUAAACAUCAUCAUAUAGAGUAUCUCCAAAUGCAGCUAUGUAAGACAACACCAAAACUUGAGCGACUGGAUAACUGCACAGAAUUCUAAAAACAGCUGAAGUCAACCUAAUUUAAAUGAGUAAAGAGGUAGCUAGGUAUUUAAAAUUCCCCUAGAUCUUUUCACCUGAGUGAUGCUUCCUUUCCUAAGGCUGACCAAGAUCAGUUGAUCCUUUUAACUAAGAAAUAAAAUGCCCCAAGUAAAGGCUGAGGGAGCAUUUUAUCAGAAUGCCUUGUCUUUCUGAAGUUCCUUUGCGUUAGGUCCAAGGUCCAAGUUCCAAGCUCCAAGCCCCAGUAACAAAGAGCGAGUGGAGUACUGAAGAAGCAAAAGGAACCAAGCUGAUGCAGGCUUACCUUGAGUUUAUACGCCUGAUGAUCAGUAUCUUUAAGGACAUUUUAUAUGUUGCAUUCUGAUGUACGUAGUUUUGUCGAACACAUCAUGCUUGUGAGUAUUUAUCCCUCAUUUUAUGCAAUUAACCAAAUCAACCAAAAAAAAAAAAAAAAGUGACCAUGAGAUCCUGUAUUUGUCUUUUUACUACAGGUAUGAACUCUCCUGUGAAUGAGUACUGUAGUAACCCAUUUCAAGGGAGCCUUAUUUCAGAAAUAUUUCAAACUGGUGCAAAUGGAAAAGACUUUCUCUUUUCCUUUAAGGCUAAAGACAAGAAUGUCAUGCUCUACAGGUGCAACUCAAUCUCUGUUAAUAAAAACCAGUGUAGAUAUAGACAUUUUACCCUUUGAAGUAGCUGUGCCCCAAACUGUUGCCAUUGAUUUUUUUGGAAAUGGCUUUAGAAAUUUCCCAGUCCUUGAAUUGUCUAACCACGGACAUCAGCAGUUGUCUCCCUUCUACUGUGUAGAAUACCUUGACUUAAUUUUCUUCCAUAUAUAGGGGGAUACCUGCCUGUUUUUCAAAGUGUUUAUUUACUGCUGUUACUAUUUGAUUAGAAUGUAUUAAAUAAAGAAAAACCUGACUUUU
Ictidomys tridecemlineatus (thirteen-lined ground squirrel) is the source of this 1495-nucleotide messenger RNA. The record is from RefSeq and is a predicted model, not a curated record. NCBI's taxonomy places the organism in Eukaryota, Metazoa, Chordata, Mammalia, Rodentia, Sciuridae.